Molecule: messenger RNA, 1410 nt
Organism: Saxophila tyrrhenica
Lineage: Eukaryota; Fungi; Ascomycota; Dothideomycetes; Mycosphaerellales; Extremaceae
Gene: ARG4
Product: argininosuccinate lyase
Exons: 1
Coding region: 1-1410 (469 amino acids)
Cellular component (GO): cytosol
Molecular function (GO): argininosuccinate lyase activity
Source: RefSeq, a predicted model, not a curated record
AUGGCUUCCAAGGGCGCUCCGGCAGCAGGCAAGCUAUGGGGCGGACGCUUCACAGGUGGUCUCGACCCAAUAAUGCAACAGUACAACGAAUCGAUCUACUUCGACCGAGCCUUCUACUCCCAGGACAUUCGCGGCAGCAUAGCAUAUGCUCGCGCCAACACCAAGAACGGCAUCUUGACGCAGCAAGAGUUCAGCGAGAUCGAGCGCGGCUUCAAGCAAGUGUCGAAAGAAUGGCAGGACGGCACGUUCGAGAUCAAUCCUGGCGUCGACGAGGACAUCCAUACGGCAAAUGAGAGGCGGCUGGGCGAGAUCAUUGGCAAGGAGAUUGGAGGUAAGCUGCAUACGGGACGGAGUAGAAAUGACCAGGUUGCUACGGACAUGCGGCUGUGGCUGCGAGAUCAGUUGGACCAGCUGGAGAGCUAUUUGGUCGAUUUCUUGAAGGUCAUUGCGGCGAGAGCGGAGCAGGAGAUCGAGCAUGUCAUGCCUGGAUACACGCAUCUUCAACGAGCACAGCCGAUACGCUGGAGUCACUGGAUGCUCAUGUACGGAUCAUUCUUCGCCGCGGAUCUCCAGCGGUUACGAGAGCUCAAGUUCAGGGUCAACAAACUACCGCUAGGCUGCGGUGCAUUAGCUGGCAACCCCUUCAACAUCGAUCGCGAUGCCAUGGCGAAGGAGCUCGGCUUUGACGGUCUGAUCAUGAACUCCAUGGCUGGUGUUGCGGACCGCGACUUCGUAGUCGAGACGAUGCAGUGGGGCAGCAUGCUGAUGAUGCAUAUGUCGCGCUGGGCUGAAGAUCUGAUCAUCUACUCCUCCGGCGAGUUCUCAUUUGUCAAGCUGGCGGAUGCAUACUCGACUGGAUCGUCUUUGAUGCCGCAGAAGAAGAACCCAGACUCGCUGGAACUGCUCCGUGGCAAGGCUGGGCGCGCUUUCGGCCAGAUGUCUGGAUUGAUGAUGAGCGUCAAGGGCAUCCCUUCGACGUACAACAAGGACCUUCAAGAGUCUGUCGAGCCGUUGCUGGAUCACGUCAAGACUGUUGGCGACAGCCUGCAAAUCGCCACUGGUGUGCUGUCAACGCUAGCGAUCCUGCCGAACAACAUGCUCAAGUCUCUCACGCCCGACAUGUUGGCUACCGAUCUGGCAGACUACCUGGUACGCAAAGGUGUGCCGUUCCGAGAAACCCACCACAUCUCCGGACAAGUGGUCGCUCUAGCCGAGAAGGAAAGCCGGCCAAUGGACCAGCUGAGCUUCGAACAACUGGAGGGUGUAGACAAGCGCUUUGAGAAGGAUGUGCUCAAAGUCUUCGACUAUCAGAAGAGCGUCGAGAUGAGGUCUGCAAAGGGUGGGACGAGCAGGAGUGCUGUGAUGGAGCAGAUUGAGGCGGUAAAGAAGGCGCUUGCUGGGGAGGCAUGA